CAGACAGCCUGGCUAUUAAAGCUCUCUGCCUGCUGCCUGCCGGCGCCCCACUGCUCCCCACUGCUCUCCACUGCCAAGAUGAAGCUUCCUGACUGGCGCUGGCUGAGCUCAGCUAUCCUAGCUGCUUGUGGCUUGGUGGUGGUGGCAAGCAAUGAAACGGAGGAAAUUAGAGAUGCAAGGGCAAAGGACUCCUGCCUGGCAACCCUGGAAAGUGGAGGGAAAUGCUCCUCUGUGGGCCAGUGCCCCUACCAGGUGACCCUGCCCCCACUGGCCAUUCAGCUCCCCCAGGAGUUCGGCAGAAUAGAGGAGGUGUUCAAAGAAGUCCAGACUCUCAAGGACAUGGUGAACAGCCUCAAGAAAUCUUGCCAGGACUGUAAGUUGCAAGCUGAUGACCACGGAGAUUCAGGACUGGGGGUGCCUGGCACAGGAGCCCCUGGAGAGGCUGGGGACAACAGGGUGGAAGAAUUGAAGAAUGAGGUGAGCAAGCUGUCCUUGGAGCUGAAGACUGCAAAGGAGGAGAUCGACGUGCUGCAGGGUCGCCUGGAGAGGCUGAAUCUUGUAAAUAUGAACAACAUAGAAAAUUAUGUCGACAGCAAAGUGGCCAAUCUCACGUCUGUGCUCAACAGUUUGGACGGCAAAUGUUCAUCCACGUGUCCCAGUCAAGGGCAAAUCCAGUCACGGCCAGUUCAACAUCUAAUAUAUAAAGAUUGUUCUGACUACUACGUAAUAGGCCAAAGAAGCAGUGAGACCUACAGGGUUACCCCAGACCCCAAAAACAGUAGCUUUGAGGUGUACUGUGACAUGGAGACCAUGGGGGGAGGCUGGACCGUGCUGCAGGCUCGUCUUGAUGGAAGCACCAAUUUCACCAGAACAUGGGAAGACUACAAAGCAGGCUUCGGAAACCUCCGGCGAGAGUUUUGGCUGGGAAAUGAUAAACUUCAUCUUCUUACCAAGAGCAAGGAAAUGAUCUUGAGAAUUGAUCUUGAAGACUUUAAUGGUGUCAAGCUGUAUGCCCUAUAUGACCAGUUUUAUGUGGCCAAUGAGUUUCUCAAAUACCGUUUACACAUUGGCAACUACAAUGGCACAGCUGGGGAUGCCUUACGUUUUAGUAAGCAUUACAACCAUGAUCUGAAGUUUUUCACCACCCCAGACAGAGACAAUGAUCGCUAUCCCUCUGGCAACUGCGGGCACUACUACAGCUCAGGGUGGUGGUUUGAUGCAUGCCUUUCUGCAAACUUAAACGGCAAAUAUUAUCACCAAAAGUACAAAGGUGUCCGUAAUGGGAUUUUCUGGGGCACUUGGCCCGGUAUGAGUGAGUCACAGCCUAGUGGCUACAAGUUCUCUUUCAAAGAGGCCAAAAUGAUGAUUAGACCUAAGCACUUUAAGCCAUAAAUCACUAUUGUUCAUUUUCUAUCCAUUUAUUAUCAAUAGGGCAAUGGAUUCCUAUUCCCUUUUUAUGACUAAAAAUUGUCUCUGAGUAGCAGAUUCUUAUGCUACAUAGCUUUUGAAAAAAUGUGCAUUUAAAAAGACUCAUCUGAGACUACUGUCCAAUGCAUGCAUGAAAGCAUUGAGAAUUACACAUUUUAUUUGUAAAUCUUUUUAAUUUCUAUUAAUUGAGGAGUUCACUAUUAUUUGUAUUACUUUCUAAAAUAAAAAAAAUGUUUAUUCAAUAAGAGAUUCUCAGAAGCAACUAUUAUGCCUGUGUCUAGACAAGCACAUUAAAAAAAUACACUCUUUUUCUAAAAAUUAUUUGUAUGUAUGUCUCUAAAUACUGAGAUAAACUUACUAAAAUUGUUGCAUUUACUUUGGGUCAAGAAAAUAGUACAGCAUUUUAGUUCCCAAACAAUGGAAAAUAUGCAUGAUUCGCCUAUUUGUGUAAUAUACACAGAAUGUGGAAUUCGGCAUUAAAGUUGGGCAUGGUGUUGCACGCCUGUAAUUCAGCAAUAGGGAGGCUGAGGCAAGAGGAUUGUGAGUUUGAGCUCAGCCUGAGCUAAAUAGUGAGAUUUUGUCUAAAAACAAACAAACAAAAAAGACCCCCAAAAAUCCGAGGCCUAAAAUACCUUAAAAUGUGAUAACCUCACGUCACCCUCCAAACACUUAGAAAACAAUGGAAUUCAUUAGUAGUGUAUGAAUUGUUUGAUGCUGGAUAGCAAACAAUAUAAAGGUUGCCCACUAUUGUGCUAGACUACUGGUAGACUGUCUUUUAGGGGGUAUGGUGGUAUGGAGGAAAAACAAUUUAUGUGCACUUUGAAAGCCUGUUUUUGAAUCUAAAGAAAUGAUAUUGUUGAGUAAUACACUCAACUUAGCUUCAGAAGCACUUAUGUUUUCUAUGAAUAAAUUUAUUUAUUAAAAACAUGAUUUUUGAAAUAUAUGUUAAACAUUUGAACUCUAGAAGAUUGCUUAUUUCACUAUCAUAAAUUCAAAAGUAUGUGUUUAUUUUUUAAGAGAGUGCCUAUUGAUUUUAAUAAGUUUUGGGUAUAAUUUGUGGGGAAGUCAGCAAAUACACACCUAUGAAAAUACUCUCUCUUCGCAUAUUAUUUUAAAGGAUCACAAUUUUUGUACUUUUAUGACAUUUUUCUACUAAAUUCCUUGACAAAUAAAUUUCUUUUUGGAACAAUUUCAUGUCAGUCACUAUAAAAUAUAUUGUAGUUUGAUAAUCUUUAACAUGUUGAUGGAAAUAAAUUAUACUUGAUUCUCCUUUACCUUAGCAUGAUACUCCACUAAUAUAUGCCACUGUUAAU
Molecule: messenger RNA, 2741 nt
Organism: Perognathus longimembris pacificus (Pacific pocket mouse)
Lineage: Eukaryota; Metazoa; Chordata; Mammalia; Rodentia; Heteromyidae
Product: fibroleukin
Exons: 2
Coding region: 79-1392 (437 amino acids)
Source: RefSeq, a predicted model, not a curated record